UCUUCCACAUUCAAUCAAAUCAUUCUCAAAAUAAUCCCCAAUUUUCAAUCAGAUCAACAUGGCCGGAACCCUAACAACCUCCGCCGGAGCAACCUCUCUCCGAUUCUUCAACAACCGCCGCUUAUCACCGGCAAAUUCAACCGAAUGGACAUCAAAUGUACAUAUCAGAAACCAAAACUACACUCCUAAAGCAUCACUUCAUGCAGUAAUCGAUGAACCGUUCGUUGAAUCCACUACAAUGAAAACAACGAGUUUAUAUGACGUUUUGAAUGUGAACAGAAACGCAACGGCUUCCGAGAUCAAAUCUGCGUACCGGAGUUUAGCGAAACGGUAUCAUCCGGAUGCUUCCGGUUCGAACCGGAAUGAUGAUCGUGAUUUUAUUGAGAUUCGGAAUGCUUAUGUUACGUUGUCGGAUCCGACUUCACGAGCGUUGUAUGAUUUGAAGUUGAGGACUGGAUUUGAACGGCGAGCGGGAGUGUAUAACGGUGCCGGAGUUUAUGCCGGACGGCGGUGGGAGACUGAUCAGUGUUGGUAGAGUAGUGUUAACUUGGAUUUGUUUUAGUUGUAAGAAGAUUGGAUUAAAAUAUUCAAAUGUAAUCCUAAUUUUUAACCAUUAGUUCUUGUCAAAACUAUAAUAUGUUGGGGAUAUUAACUGAAAUUACAUAUUACAUUACGCAUAA
Messenger RNA from Helianthus annuus (common sunflower), 680 nucleotides. RefSeq names its product chaperone protein dnaJ 11, chloroplastic. NCBI's taxonomy places the organism in Eukaryota, Viridiplantae, Streptophyta, Magnoliopsida, Asterales, Asteraceae. The record is from RefSeq and is a predicted model, not a curated record. Bases 59 to 535 code for a protein of 158 amino acids. The transcript has a single exon.